Monoraphidium neglectum is the source of this 1233-nucleotide messenger RNA. RefSeq lists its product as hypothetical. The transcript is spliced from 2 exons. The record is from RefSeq and is a predicted model, not a curated record. Bases 1 to 1233 code for a protein of 410 amino acids. NCBI's taxonomy places the organism in Eukaryota, Viridiplantae, Chlorophyta, Chlorophyceae, Sphaeropleales, Selenastraceae.
AUGGGUGACCUCAUCAGAACCGCCGCAGAGGGCGGCGGCAGCCGCGCGGCGGCCGCGUUUGCGCGGCUGUCAGAACAAGUGGCGUCCCCUGCGGCAGCGUCAGAGCUGUGCGGUGUCCCCGGCGCGCUCGGCGCCAUCUGCGCGGCCGCCGACGCAGGGGGACGCGCCGGCGCCGCGGCGGCCGCGUUUGCGCGGCUGUCAGAACAAGUGGCGUCCCCUGCGGCAGCGUCAGAGCUGUGCGGUGUCCCCGGCGCGCUCGGCGCCAUCUGCGCGGCCGCCGACGCAGGGGGACGCGCCGGCGCCGCGGCCCUGCUCCUCCUCGCCCGCGUCGCGUCGUGCGGGGACGCUGACGUGGCUCAGGCCCUCGCGACCCACCCGGCUGGCUGCCUGCCGACGCUCGUGGACGCGGGCCGCGGCGGCGGCGCGUGCGGGGCGGCGGCGCGCCGGGCCCUCCUGGACAUUCUCAUGGCCGACCUCAGCCUGUCCCUCGCCGUGCGCAGCACCCGCGGCGCCGUCGAGGCGAUCGCGGACGCCAUUGCACGCGACUGCUGCGACAGCGCGGUGGGCCUGCUCUUCACCAUCACCAGCGGCGCGCGAUCAGACCUGCUGCGCCGGCUCGCGCGCACCCCCGGGUGCCUGGACGCGCUGUUCUUUCGCAUCGAGCCGGGGGGCUACGAGGCUUUGAGCCCGCUGUCGGCCCUAUGGCAGAUGGUGGAUUCGGACGUGCGCAGGAACGGGGCGCUGCUGCGCGACGCGCCGGGCUCCUUGGAGGCGAUCGCCGCCGCCGCCGCCCGCGGCAUCGUCGCCUGGGGCUUGGCGUUCGUUCUGCUCGCCGCCCUGCCCUGCGCCUCGGAAGCUGAGCGGGCUGCGCUCGCCCAGAGGGCCGGCCGCGUCGACGGCUUCGUCGCCGCCGCCCUGCGCCGCAUGCGGCGGGGCGACGAGGCGGGCGCGGCCGCGGCGGCGGUACUGCUGACCAUGGCGCGCGGGGACGCUUCGUUUGCCGCCCUCAUCUGCGACACCGCCGGCUCCACGUGCGACAUCUGCGCGGCGGCCGUCGGCGGCGGCGAGCGCGGGGGCGCGGCCAUCAAGCUUCUGUCGACACUGUGCGCCAGCUGCCCAGAUCUCGAGGUCUCUCUGGCCCGAGCCAUGCUCGAGGCGGACGGCUUCAUGACCGCGCUGGUGCGCGCCGUCCGCGCGGGCGAUGCACACAUGCGUUCUUGGAGGUCGACGUGA